Solanum verrucosum is the source of this 1755-nucleotide messenger RNA. RefSeq names its product cyclic dof factor 3-like. The transcript has 2 exons. Bases 110 to 1519 code for a protein of 469 amino acids. Gene Ontology annotation, molecular function: DNA-binding transcription factor activity; DNA binding. The record is from RefSeq and is a predicted model, not a curated record. Gene Ontology annotation, biological process: regulation of DNA-templated transcription. NCBI's taxonomy places the organism in Eukaryota, Viridiplantae, Streptophyta, Magnoliopsida, Solanales, Solanaceae.
CUCUGGUGAAUGAAUAAAGUGUCAAACAAAAUUUCAUCUCAUUUUAUCUGUUCCUCUUUCUUUCUGUUCUCUGCUAUUAUACUGAACUUUUUAUCUUUGGGACUUGUCAAUGUCUGAAGCAAUUGCUAUUAAGGAUCCUGCCAUUAAGCUCUUUGGUUGGACUAUUCAGUUACCCCAUUUUCCGGCUCCGGCGCCGGAGGAUACCGGAGAUAAUUGUUUCUCAGCUGGAGAAGUCGAGCAAGAGCUCAAGGGUCAGUGUGAUGAUUGUAUUGAUGACAAUGAACAUUUGACUACUGAGGAUUUACAGGAUCAGAAUCCAAUUCAGCAGAGAUGUGAUAUUAUAAAGGAGUCGCCUGAUUGUUAUGAAUCUUCAACAGCCAAAAGGUCAAAAAGUGAAGAGGAACACAGUGAAACAAGCAACUCACAGGAGAGAAACCUGAAAAAACCAGACAAGACACUUCCAUGCCCUCGCUGUAAUAGCAUGGAAACAAAAUUUUGUUACUUCAACAAUUACAACGCCAGCCAGCCUAGACACUUCUGCAAGAAUUGUCAGAGAUAUUGGACUGCUGGUGGGACUAUGAGGAAUGUGCCUGUAGGUGCUGGUCGUCGGAAACACAAGAACUCGGUUUUGCAUUACAGUCACAUAUCCGUCUCUGAAGCACUAUCAAAUGCAAGAACAAAUUUUCCUAAUGAAACCCAGCAACCUCCCCUCAAGCUCAAUGGAACUAUUCUGACAUUUGAUACUGAAGACCCCCUAUCUGAGUCAAUGGUUUCAGUUUUGAACGUUGCUGAUAAAACUAUGCAGAAUUGUUCUGGGAAUGGGUUCCAAAAAUAUAAAGAGCUUCGAAUUCAAGCUGGAGAUAAUGGAGAUGAUCAUUCCGAUGGAUCUUCGGUUACUGCUGUAAGUUCAAAGGAUAAUGAUAAUGGAUUACCUAACACUCCAAGGAAGAACUACAACAGCUUUCCAACUCAUUCACCUUGCUUUACUGAAGCUCCUUGGCCAUAUAUAUGGAGUUCUGUGCACUGUAGAAAUGCAGUACCUCCACCGGGUUACUCCCUUCCUGGCAUUCCUAUGCCAUUCUUCCCUGCAACCACUUAUUGGGGUUGUACAAUACCAGGUUCUUGGAAUGUCCCUUGGAUGUUCCCACCCACUGCAUCCCACAACCAAAUGCCUCUAACUCCUGGUCCUGAUUCUCCAACUUCGGGGAAACAUUCAAGGGAUGAGAAUGUGCUGAAAUCGAAAGGCACUGAGGAAGAGCAACGAAAAGAGAGUGAUCCUGGGAAGCGUCUAUGGUUUCCUAAAACAUUGCGAAUUGGUGAUCCAGGAGAAGCUGCAAAGAGUCCUAUCUGGGCAAUAUUAGGAAUAAAACAUGAGGUUGUUGAUUCAGUUGGUGGAGGUCUUCUCAAUGCCUUUCUGCCAAAGAAUGAUGAGAGGAGCUGUGUUUCAGAAAACUCUACUUUAUUACAAGUCAAUCCAGCAGCAAUGUCCAGGUCGUUAAAUUUCAAUGAGAGCUCAUAAGCAGGUGUGUUGAUAAGCUUUGUAAAUGUUAUAAAUGGUGGUGGCAAGACAGGAGUUAUUCAGCUGACUAUGCUUCACAGUUGUCUGCCACUGGCAUUUCCGUUAGACCAGUUAUUCAUACUGUAGUCCAGUGAAAGUCUAGAUGUAGACUGAAUGUUAAGUUUUUUACAAAAUUAGAAUAGAUCAAUCUUGCUGUUAGUUCCCUCCUUUUUGUGUGAGUGAGGCCGGUGUGUUUU